Molecule: messenger RNA, 1059 nt
Organism: Seriola dumerili (greater amberjack)
Lineage: Eukaryota; Metazoa; Chordata; Actinopteri; Carangiformes; Carangidae
Product: blue-sensitive opsin
Exons: 5
Coding region: 1-1059 (352 amino acids)
Biological process (GO): phototransduction; G protein-coupled receptor signaling pathway; visual perception
Cellular component (GO): photoreceptor outer segment; membrane
Molecular function (GO): G protein-coupled receptor activity
Source: RefSeq, a predicted model, not a curated record
AUGAGGGGAAAUCGUGCAGUGGAGUUACCAGACGACUUCUGGAUCCCCAUCCCUCUGGACACCAACAACAUCACGUCCCUUAGCCCGUUCCUGGUUCCCCAGGAUCACCUAGGAAGCCCAGGAAUCUUUUAUGCCAUGUCAGCUUUUAUGUUUUUCCUGUUUGUGACUGGUACGGCCAUCAAUACGGUCACUAUCGCAUGUACUGCUCAAUAUAAGAAGCUCCGGUCUCAUCUGAACUACAUCCUGGUGAACUUGGCUGUGGCAAACCUCCUCGUCUCCUCUGUGGGCUCCUUUACCUGCUUCUACUGCUUUGCUUUCCGAUACAUGAUUCUUGGGCCACUCGGGUGCAAGAUUGAAGGAUUUACAGCAACUCUUGGUGGUAUGGUGAGCCUCUGGUCUCUCGCUGUGGUAGCUUUUGAAAGAUGGCUGGUUGUCUGCAAGCCACUUGGAAACUUCGCCUUUAAACCUCAACAUGCCAUAGCUUGUUGUGCAAUCACUUGGGUUUUUGCUUCAAUUGCUGCAGUUCCUCCUCUGGUUGGAUGGAGUAGGUAUAUCCCAGAGGGCAUGCAGUGCUCCUGUGGACCAGACUGGUACACAACUAACAACAAGUUCAACAAUGAGUCCUAUGUGAUUUUCCUCUUCUGCUUCUGCUUUGCUGUCCCUUUCUUCACCAUCGUUUUCUGCUACUCACAGCUGCUUCUCAUGCUGAAAUCGGCAGCAAAGGCCCAGGCUGAGUCUGCCUCCACCCAGAAGGCAGAGAGGGAAGUGACCAGGAUGGUGGUUGUCAUGGUGCUGGGCUUCCUGGUGUGCUGGAUGCCUUACGCCUCCUUUGCUUUGUGGGUUGUGAACAACCGUGGGCAACCGUUCGACCUGAGACUCGCCACAAUACCCUCCUGCCUCUCUAAAGCCUCCACAGUCUACAACCCUGUUAUUUACAUCCUCCUCAACAAACAGUUCCGCUCAUGUAUAAGGAAGAUGCUGGGGAUGAGUGGAGGCGAUGAUGAAGACUCAUCAACAAGUCAGUCAGUAACUGAAGUCUCUAAAGUCGGUCCUGCUUAG